AUGGAAGACACCAAGUACCUGCCGGAGCUCCUGGCCGAGAAAGACAGCUUGGAUUCGUCAUUCACACACGCCAUGAAGCUUAUUUCUGCUGAGAUCGAUAGGAUCCAAAAAGGUGAACCCAAGAAAGAAGCAGAGAAGGAGACGUACCUGGACCUCUUUACUACACAUAAACUUAAAGAGCGUCUACUUAUCCCAUCCAAGCAAUACCCCAGGGUAAACUUUGUCGGCAAGAUUUUGGGGCCACAAGGUAGCACAAUCAAGAGGCUGCAAGAGGAAACUGGUGCCAAGAUUUCAGUUUUGGGUAAAGGCUCCAUGAGGGACAAGAAUAAGGAGGAAGAGCUUCGGAAUGGUGGGGAAGCCAAAUAUGCACAUCUUGCUAUGGAGCUGCAUGUUUUCAUUGAGGUGAUGGGACCCAUUCCGGAAGCACACUUUCGGAUGGCUAAUGCCAUGGAGGAGGUCAAAAAGUUCCUGAUCCCAGUAUGUGAUCCCAGUGAAUACGAUCCAUAUAUGGACCCCCACUUCCUCAAUGGAUCUCACGAUGGUUCAGCCAGGGGACGAGGGCAAAUGGGACGAGGAAGAGGAGGACCACCAGGUGCUGGGCCGAGAGGGCGUGGAUUUCCCCGCGGCGGUCCUCGGGGGGGUAUGCGCGGCGGAGCCCCGCGAGGUGCAAUGGGCCGAGGCAAUUCGCGAGGCGGGCCAGCCGGUAGAGGUGGACCCGCAGCUCCAAAUCGAGGGGCUGGUGCCUCUCGCUCCAGACCCCCUGCAGCCGGGGCACCAAGGAUGCUCCCCGCUUCUGCCCUUUCCCACCAGAAGGUUCCCCCUUCAGGCACCCAACCCAAACCUGAGUCCUAUGAAGACUAUCCUGCUUAUGAGGAUUCAUAUGCAGAGCCAGCCUAUGAGGGGUAUGAAAAUUAUUAUAACCAACAACCUGUGCCCACUGAUACUGAGUAUUACGAUUAUGGUCAUGGAGAGCCCCAGGAAGCGGCCUAUGAGCAAUAUGGUCAGGAGGAUUGGGAGAACCAAUGGUCCGCCGCUGCUGCUGGAGGCAAGGCUGCUCCAGCCAGGCAGACAAAAGGAGCCUAUAGAGAGCAUCCCUAUGGAAGAUUCUGA
Nerophis lumbriciformis (worm pipefish) is the source of this 1110-nucleotide messenger RNA. The record is from RefSeq and is a predicted model, not a curated record. NCBI's taxonomy places the organism in Eukaryota, Metazoa, Chordata, Actinopteri, Syngnathiformes, Syngnathidae.